AUGUCCCCAUUAAUUGAGCUGGGAGACUUAUUGUCUCCAAGGACCUUUGGGAGUGCACCACUCAAGUCAUUGAAACUAAUAUCUAAAUAUCCUAAAGUUGAUGCAUUAAGGAGAUCAGAUGGAAUGGUGUUGUGCAACAAGUUAUUAGAUACAUCAAGGUCAACGGUUGUGCAUUCAAAUAUUUUUGCACCAAAAGAGCAAUCAGAUAUCAAUUCCGGCAAGAAUAGGCAAACACCCGAGGAAUAUAAUGGGAACGCCAGAGACAUAGAAAUUUCUGUUACAAGGUCAAUGCAGGGGCAGCUAAGAGUCCCAAUAGCAAAACCCGGAAAAGUAGCUGGGCCAGUUGUUCCUUACGAGUACGCGAGUGUGGUCAAGGACUCUUAUGAUCCAAGUACAUUUAUCAGAGGUCUCAUGCUUCCUUCUCAAGCUGUUCACAUUGCUUAUUGUUACCACAGAUCGAGCUCUGGAAAUCAAGAAAGGUCAGCUACAACAGAGUCUGAUAAGGGUGUAUCUGUGCAAGCCAAACAUCCGCAUUCUGAAGUUCGUGCCAAAAUAGCUCCAGAUAUAGCUAUUAAUAUUGAUACAAACCCUUUUUUUAUGACACGGGCAGGAGUGACCGGCAUCGAACAGGAUGAUCGAAUAGCUAUGGACACGAAUCUAAUGCCGACAAAGGCUCAAUAUGGUCGGAUUGGUGCCGCCACAACGGCAACUACUGCUCAUAGAAAGGUUGGUCCUGUUCAGUAUGGCAUGACUGCUAUGUUUUAG
Molecule: messenger RNA, 765 nt
Organism: Neltuma alba
Lineage: Eukaryota; Viridiplantae; Streptophyta; Magnoliopsida; Fabales; Fabaceae
Product: mitogen-activated protein kinase 20-like
Exons: 3
Coding region: 1-765 (254 amino acids)
Source: RefSeq, a predicted model, not a curated record